AUGCCGAUGGAUCAAGCCGAGCUGACAACAGAACAGGUUCUGAAGAGGGAUAUUCCAUGGGAGACGUAUAUGACAACUAAGCUGAUCACAGGAACAGGCCUUCAGCUGUUAAGGCGUUAUGAUAAAAAGGCCGAAAGUUACAGAGCUCAACUGCUGGAUGAUGAUGGUCCAGCUUACGUGCAUGUGUUCGUUAGCAUCUUACGUGACAUAUUCAAGGAAGAAACAGUAGAAUAUGUUCUUUCUUUAAUAGAUGAAAUGCUUACAGCAAACCCUAAAAGGGCCAGAUUAUUCCAUGACAAGUCUAUUGCAAAUGAAGAUACAUAUGAACCUUUCCUUAGAUUGCUUUGGAAAGGUAACUGGCUUAUACAAGAAAAGAGCUGUAAGAUUCUCUCUCUAAUAGUAAGUGCGAGGCCGAAAGUUCAGGAUGGUGUCACUACAAAUGGAGCAACCUCAGAUUCAAAGAAGAAAUCCACGGCAAUUGAUGAAGUUUUGAAAGGACUGGUUGAAUGGCUCCGUGCUCAGGUUUGUAUAUAGUUCUUCAUUAUAUUCUACUUUAUAUUUUUUGGGUAAGUUGAAUAAAUAUGUUUUUGGUUGAUCAUUUGGUAUUUGUUGCUCGCACAUGGGUUUUGGCCAUAUUCUUUUGCCCUUUCCAAUGAAUACUGCCCUUGUGACUGUCACUGGUGUCAUUUUUGGAAAAUUAAGCGCCUCGGUUGUUAGACACAUUGAUGGGGAUCGUAUAGGAAUUGGAUAGAUAUAAUAGAUUAAUUAUGAUA
Messenger RNA from Ilex paraguariensis (yerba mate), 773 nucleotides. Lineage: Eukaryota; Viridiplantae; Streptophyta; Magnoliopsida; Aquifoliales; Aquifoliaceae. The record is from the annotation of a GenBank genome assembly.